AUGUCGUUUCGAGGCGCCCCUCGGGGCCGCGGUGGUGGUGGUUUUGGUGGUAGUCGUGGAGGGCGCGGCAGCUUCCAGCAGCGUGAUAUGGGGCCACCGGCCACCGUCCUCGAGAUGGGCAAGUUCAUCCACGCCUGCGAAGGCGAGAUGGUUAUCGAGUCAACCAACCCUAAAGUGCCCCAUUUCAACGCGCCAAUCUAUCUCGAGAACAAGACCGCAGUCGGCAAAGUCGACGAAGUGCUCGGUCCUAUAAACCAAGUGUACUUCACCAUCAAGCCUUCCGAGGGCAUCCAAGCGACUUCGUUCAAGUACGGCGACAAGUUCUUCAUCGCUGGCGAGAAACUCCUCCCCCUCGAGCGCUUCCUUCCCAAGCCUAAGCCGCCCCCGGGCACCGUCAGCAAGGUCAAGAAGCCAAGUCGCGGCGGCGCGGGUGGUGGUCGUGGGCGCGGUGGCCCUGGCGGAGGUCUCUCGCGUGGUGGUGGUCGCGGAGGCGGCCGGGGCGGGUUUGGCGGGGGAAGGGGUGGUGGUGGCUUCGGUGGUGGUGGUUUUGGUGGUGGUCGCGGGGGUGCGCCGCGGGGUGGUCGGGGCGGAGGUGGUUUCUCUCGGGGCGGUGGUCGCGGUGGUGGUGGUCGGGGCCGGUUCUAA
Messenger RNA from Dichotomopilus funicola, 645 nucleotides. RefSeq names its product Gar1/Naf1 RNA binding region-domain-containing protein. The record is from RefSeq and is a predicted model, not a curated record. Gene Ontology annotation, molecular function: box H/ACA snoRNA binding. Gene Ontology annotation, cellular component: box H/ACA snoRNP complex. NCBI's taxonomy places the organism in Eukaryota, Fungi, Ascomycota, Sordariomycetes, Sordariales, Chaetomiaceae. The coding region runs from base 1 to 645 and encodes 214 amino acids. Gene Ontology annotation, biological process: ribosome biogenesis; snoRNA guided rRNA pseudouridine synthesis. The transcript is spliced from 3 exons.